Molecule: messenger RNA, 1439 nt
Organism: Paraphaeosphaeria sporulosa
Lineage: Eukaryota; Fungi; Ascomycota; Dothideomycetes; Pleosporales; Didymosphaeriaceae
Exons: 2
Coding region: 1-1380 (459 amino acids)
Source: RefSeq, a predicted model, not a curated record
AUGAAUCGUCCGACGGCGCCUCGUGGCCGGGGCUUGCCGCGCUCACGGGGGAUGAUCUUCAACACGUCUCCUAACCCCGAGCUAUCUCGCCGCUCAACUGCGGGUACUCCUCAUAGUCUCCGCAGCUCCCGCAAAUGGAGUGAUCGACGCUCCUCACGAACACCUGGUCUAGCGCUUCCCCAGCCCAACUCGCGGCAAGAGCUGUCUCGAGACGCAACCUGGCAGACUGUCUCAUGGUCUAGUGAACCGCCUUUGGAGCUUCCGACUCUAGACUCAGAACUCCAAGACUGGUGCACGAAGAUACUUGAAUAUCUCGAAUGCGAAAGCCUGGAAAUUUCUCCGCCGUCUGAGGAUACUACGGAUAUACAGAGCCGGGAGACCAGUUGGGUGACGGAAGCGGAAAGCUCACUACCGCACCUCGAUAUCUUGAAUUGGAUAGAACAACAACCUCCGACUCGCUCGCUCUCACUGAGCGGUAAGGGCGUCAAGCAACAGCGCCGCAACGCGACUGUCUUCGCCUUGCCGAAAGUCUCGCUGGCCAAUCCAAGGGCAUCGUCCGCCGAGUAUACAUGUCAAACCUCAACCCUGUUCGGCUCUUCGAGGGAAAUUUUCCAAAUACAGUCCAACAACACGUCGGCUCCAGAAACAUCUGGAGAAUACCACGAGAGCCCAGAUACCAUCGGAAGUCACCGAAUUGCGCCGUAUCACCAUCCUGAGACAGUACGGAUUCUGGAAGGUAAGGGGCCUUUUUUGCUUGAUGCGAGAGACAUCAGCCUUUCCCAAUUCCGGGGCAGGCGAGGCGACUCCGACGAUACAAUCACGUUGGGGAGUUCAGAACAGCUUCAGUCGAUGCUUCGCCGAAACAGGGUCGAUGGAAACGCAGCCGAAGGACAGGUUCAUCCGUGGUCAUCCGGAGUCUUCAAUAAGUGUGCAGAUGAAAUCGUGACAUCCCUUCGCAAUAUUCAGGGUGCAGCCGCCGCAGGCCGGAGCGAAGGGCAGCCCUUGCCUGGCGUGAUCAAGGGUGCUGCCGCGGGUGCGAACGAAGAGCAAGUUUCGCCUGUUGUGAUAGAGGGAGCCACCGCCGCAGGUGAUAGAGAAGAUAAGCCAUCACCUGAAGAGAUAGAGGAUAACAUCAUCUCGUUGCUCGAGACCAUGGGGACCGUUGGAAAGAAUAGUCGUAGGCGGGGACAAGAAAAAUUGGCAUCGCCCGGAUGUGCUCGACCUGCGCCUCACAUAGAGAGUGCCGGUUCCGGGGACCGUUCUUCGUCGGUGGCAAGCCCGCUGCCAUCUCUGUCGAUCGUAGAUCCCACGGGCACUGGAAGCAAGCAGAAGCGCUUUGGAAAGCUUGGACGCUGGUGGAAGGGAAUUUUAAAGCGCUAGGUAGGUGUGACUCUUGAGGUCUUCUGAACUUGUUGGAAGGCUGUUGUUCGAGAUAGGGG